Cyprinus carpio (common carp) is the source of this 2176-nucleotide messenger RNA. RefSeq names its product putative adhesion G protein-coupled receptor E4P. Gene Ontology annotation, cellular component: membrane. NCBI's taxonomy places the organism in Eukaryota, Metazoa, Chordata, Actinopteri, Cypriniformes, Cyprinidae. Gene Ontology annotation, biological process: cell surface receptor signaling pathway; adenylate cyclase-activating G protein-coupled receptor signaling pathway. Gene Ontology annotation, molecular function: G protein-coupled receptor activity. The record is from RefSeq and is a predicted model, not a curated record. The transcript is spliced from 11 exons. The coding region runs from base 1 to 1710 and encodes 569 amino acids.
AUGGCCUCCAUGGCUGUGAGAGGACAGGCAGAGAGUUUAGGGGCGACCUUCAUGGUCAAGACGUGGCAGACAUGCCAGGCAAAGGGUUUUGGGAUGGCCUUCUUGGCUGUGACAGGGCAGACUGAGAGUUCAGGAACGGUCUCUACCUCCUUUGGAACUUCUGUAGCGGUCGCCACCGACUCUGGGAAUUCUACUGUGACCAACAUUUUGUCUAUGGCCUUCAACACAUCAGAGAACAUUUUAGAGACUCAUACCAUCAUUAUCAUCAUCAUAUCAUCAUCAUCAUCAUCAAUCAUCAGCCAACCAGAUAAACUUGCCUCCUAUGGAAACCGUAUGUUAAAAACCAGUGAGAAACUCAUUUCUACAUUGGUGAAGCCGACAGAAACAAGUGACAAUGUCAACUUUACUCUUCCCACUGUAGAGGGUCAAGUCUUUAUGGUUGGACCUCUGGUCACCUUAGAGAAAAUCCCUCGACUUGAAACGACAAAUUCUUCUUUGGACAUCGAUCUCAUAGGAAUCGCCAAGAACAACAAUGAAACAAAAUCAGCUGCUGUGGCUUUCAUGAGCUACAACACGAUGGAGAAUCUACUGAAGCCAGACUUCUUCAACACAUCCAAUGACAUGAUUAAAACCAUGAUGUCCACUGUGAUCUCAGCUACUCUUCCCAAAACCACCAACACUAAACUAACUAAACCAGUCAACUUCACCCUCAGACACAUCAGAGAGUUUGAUCCCAGCGGUUCUCUGUUCUGUGUGUACUGGAAUAUCAGCGAGUGGAUUGUAGAUGGUUGUUCUGUUUUAAAGACCACCAGCAGCUACACUGUGUGUUCCUGUGAUCAUCUGUCCACAUUCGCUCUCAUCAUGCAAACCAGCCGCCGUCAGUCAGAGAGCGACCCACUGAUGGCGCUGUUGAAUUUGGUGUGUGUGAUCGUGGGGCUGGUGUUCUUCAGUUUGGCCCUGUUGACCUUUGCUCUUUGUCAGUGGAGUCCUGGAGUGAAUAAUGUGGCUCGAAUCAACAUCUGCAUCAGUCUUCUGUUGGCUCACCUUCUGUUUCUGCUCACACAGCGGUUCCUGAGCCUCAUACAGCAUAAGAAGGUGUUGUGUGCCGUGAUCUCAGGCCUUCUGCACUUCCUCUUUCUCUCCGGCUUUGUGUGGAUGUUCAUUGAAGCUGUGCUGCUCUUCAUCUGUGUGAAGAACCUAUCACAGAUCCGCUCCAAAAAGAGGGAAGUGCUUAGCAGUGGAUUCCUGUGUGUGAUUGGAUAUCUGGUUGCUCUGGUUGUGGUGUGUGUGUCUGUCGGUCUGGUUCCUGAAGGCUACGGCAGCAAACACUGCUGGAUUAAAAUGGAUAAAGGUUUUUUCUGGAGUUUUCUGGGUCCUGUUUGUGUCAUACUAGCCAUAAACACGAUCCUCUUCUUUAGAGUCAUCAUCAGUCUGAGCUCAACUCUCAAAAGUCUAAAUGCUGAAGUUUCACAGAUGAAACAAACCAAGAUCAUGGUGUUUAAAACACUGGCUCAGUGUGUGGUUCUUGGUUGCUCCUGGAUUCUGGGUUUCUUCACUAAUGGCAGUAAGGUGCUGGAGAUCCUCUUCCUGAUCUUAAACUCCCAGCAGGGAACCUUCAUCUUCCUGAUCCAUUGUGUCUUCAAUAAUGAGGUCAGGCAGCAGUACAGGAAGUUCGUCAGAUGUCUUUGGAGUGGACAAAAACAACACUGAGAACUACAGAAUCAUGUUCAGAGAGUAAAACAUACUGAUCAAGUGCCAAUGUUAUACAGAUUAUUAUAUAUAAUAGUUGCUGCUCCUUCCUGCAAAUGAUAGAAAAACAUGUUAUUCAUUCAUUCAGGAUUUUCUUGGUGAAGGGUCAACAAACAUAUUUUUAGAGAUUCCUCAAAAUACCUAACUUAAACAUUUUCAUGUAAGUGCUGUCUACAUAAGUAACUAAAAUGUUUCCUCUGCAUGGACCUCUUUUAGACUAUAUUACUUUAAAUAUUAAUAUGCCUCAUACAAAAUAUGUCAUAUAAAUGCAAAAUGUAUUUUCAGGAGGGAGGGCCGCAGGUUUUAAAGGUAUUGUGAUACAUUUAAAACUAUAAAAAUAACUACAUAAUCAGAUAAUGUCUAACAUUCAAAAUGAGUCUGUAUUGUCAUGUGGCUUGAAUUUUCUAUUAAAACGUGUGAAUGACUA